Messenger RNA from Acaulospora colombiana, 444 nucleotides. The record is from the annotation of a GenBank genome assembly. NCBI's taxonomy places the organism in Eukaryota, Fungi, Glomeromycota, Glomeromycetes, Diversisporales, Acaulosporaceae.
AUUGUAGACGAGGCUAAACGAGCACUACACGACGCUCUAUGUGUCGUCCGAAACUUGGUGGUAGAUAAUCGAGUCGUAUAUGGUGGAGGUUCCGCAGAGAUCAGCUGUUCCCUCGCUGUAGCCAAAGCUGCCGAUGAGAUUCCGAGCAUCGAACAAUACGCAAUGCGCGCCUUUUCCGCAGCCCUGGAUGCAGUUCCACUGGCUCUAGCUGAGAACAGUGGUCUACCACCGAUCGAGACAUUGGCAGCAGUCAAGAGUCAGCAGAUCGCAGAGGGAAGCUCACGGCUCGGUGUCGACUGUGUCGGCAAGGGACACAAUGACAUGAAGGAGCAGUUUGUGUAUGACCCGCUCAUCUCAAAACGCCAACAAUAUCUCCUGGCGACCCAACUAGUUUCUCACACUUGUGCAGACGACGUGAUCGUGUCGGGUUCAUCAGAGGAAUAG